AUGAAGAAAGAAGUGAAGUUGUAUGAUCGUUUAAUGAGGAUUGAAUCUGGCAUUGGAUGGGAUCCCGUGAGAAAGACAAUUGUUGCAUCACCAGAGUGGUGGGACGAAAAAAUAAAGGGCGAUAAAGAUCUUGCCAAGUUUAGGGACUUAAAUUUGGAGAUUUAUCAAGUGUAUUAUGAGCCUUUAUUUCGGGAUUCCGUUGCCAUUGAAGAUAAGACUAAGGCUCCCGUUGAAUGUCAAAACAAUAGUGGUCCAACUAAUGUUGAAGAUAAAGAAGAUCAUGAGGGGAAAGAAAAUAGUGAUGAAGUGAAUUUAGGCGACGAUGAUAAACAUCUUUUCCCUCAAAGUAGUUCUAGUAAAAGGAAGAAGCCGAAUAAUGUCGCACCUACCCGUUCAACCAAGGGAAAAUCAUCUGUAACUUCCUCAUUUGAGGAUACACUAGAUAAUGUAAUGGAGGCACUAUCAUCACGAAGCAYGAUGAAUAGUGAUGACUCUGAUUCGAAUUAUGAUAAUGAAAUAAAUUGGGUGGAAGAGAAGAACUAUUGGGAUUGUAUUGGUGCUAUCGAUGGGACACACGUAAGGGCAUUGGUUCGAGAGCAUGAGCAAGAAAAAUACAUUGGUAGAAUAGGAUAUGCGACGGAAAAUAUCAUGACA
This is a messenger RNA of Cynara cardunculus var. scolymus (artichoke), 654 nucleotides long. RefSeq lists its product as uncharacterized. The annotation marks the transcript as partial. The transcript is spliced from 4 exons. The record is from RefSeq and is a predicted model, not a curated record. Lineage: Eukaryota; Viridiplantae; Streptophyta; Magnoliopsida; Asterales; Asteraceae.